AGGGAGCACUUGCCUAGUAAGCUGCUGUCACCAAUCCCUUGUUCAGCUUAUGGCAAUUCUAUAACCGAAGUACAGCUACAAGACAGUUCAGCCGUUAUUGUGAACCUGAAAAACGAUAUCCCGCUGGUUAUUGUACGAUCAAUAUCGCUCUAGCUAGCUGAGAACAUUUGCACAGUUGCACUUCUGCCAAUGGGAACGCCGUCAACAUCCAGGGUAAACGCUGUAUCGGAGGAGCUCACACAAGAUGUGGCAUUAUGUCUACGAAGUUUUCACGGUACGAAGAAUGUGGUAACAUACGAGAAGUUUUGUGAGCGUUUCAAGAAAAAUUUCAAUUACUCUAUCAAGGAACACUUGAUGAAGUCCCCCUACACCUUUUCUGAUGUUCUGGCAAAGGUCUCGGAAAGAACUCGAAUGAACUGUGUUUACGAUGAAGAAGAGAAGCUGAUAUUAAUGAUGGAAAAGUCCUCGGGAACUCCAGAACCUAGUGUGCCGCCAUCUAAACUUGUAUCGGCUUACCCUGCAAUGGAUUCAGAAGUAUUCUUCUAUCCUGUUCGACCCGUAUAUCCUUAUCCACUUUUCGCAGCCCCGCAACCGAGAAUGUUUCCUCGUAAAACUCCUAUGCCUAUGCCUAUACGUGUGCUUCCCCCUCCCGCCGGUCCUAGGCGACCCUUGAAUCAGAUGAGGGCGGCUGCUCCAUCUACAAGUCUAUCAGUACAGUACACUAUUAGUAGCCACUUUAGUACAAUCGACGAUAUUCGUGAUUACGGAUACAUGGGUUAUCCAGACUAUUUCUUAGAUGGUGGCGCAGCUGCAUAUGGCUACGCUUUUGGAGAUGGAAUGAUGGAUCCACAGGGCUUGACGCUGAACUUGGAAGAGACAGCAGAUGCCCAGUCUUCUUCAAAAUCAUUGGGAAAGAUGGAACCACCCUACCCGGACGACAAAACUCCUAUUGAUAAAGGCCUUCUAUCACCUAUCAGUAAUACUUCUCGAAGGUCUGCUGAUGAACGAAGUCUUAGGCUGUCCUUGGAUUACACAGGCGCUAGCGACGAAUCGUAUUACUGGGACGCUCUAGAAGAACUUUCACAAAUGAAAUCACCUAUGUCACCAAGAGAGCGAGCAUUAUGGGAGCGAUGUUCUCUACACUCCGCUCAUAGCGCUGACGAUCUGGAACCAGUUAUGCGCCGGUCGUCGGAUUCAUUUGAUGCAUUAGCUUCUUUGAAUCUAACAAAAUGUGCAAGCUGUAGCGAUCUGCCGAGCAUAUCAGAAACAGCAAGAAAACGAAGAGAAAGCGUUCCGGAAUUGCCAGCUCUGCGGAGAAUGGAGUUCUUCAUGAGGAAAACGGGCAAUCAGGCUGGAAGCCGAACGAUGAGGUCCCGCAUAUUUGACUCCAUGCGGCAGGGUAAAGAUCUUGCCAUCAAAGAGUCACUCAGAAGAAGCAGUCGUCAGUUAGACUAUGCUGUCUCAUGCUUACCUAAUGAUUACGCCCAACAAUUGAAUGAAGCUAAACAGUCAAGGAUCGAUGCAAAGAAGGAAUGUUUGCGAUUGUGGGGCAAAAAAGUGAAAAAUUUGCCUGAACUGUUGUGUUUUCUCAAGCUUUUCCAUAGUGUCAAGGGACCAAUGCUCAUCAAUGACUGCGAAUAUCACAUCGAGACAGUUGUGAGUGCAUCAAGUACACCCGGUAACUUGUCGUGGGCCAAGUAUGGACGGACAAUGUCUGUAACACGAAUGUUCGAGCUCAACAUGUUUCGACUUGUCGACCCCAGAGAUAGACGAAAGGUACAGCCGGUCGACUGCAUACUAAAAGCACGUUAUAGAAUGCUUCGUCAAGGCUUACAGAGCGAGUUAUACAACUUUUUGAAUGAGGCCAAAUUUGCAGCGAUAGAUGAAAUCAUUCAGCAAGAUAAAUUACCCUUCAUUUAUGAUGAUGAAGACUUGCGUCGAGAAGAGCUGCUGACCAUUAUCAACAGCACUUCAGAUGUCUUCCAAUUAGAAGAGGAAUUCGUACGACUUGCGAAUGAUGAGACUUUUUUCGUAGUUACGGGUAUCUCAGUUUAAGUCUUUGAUUUUAUAACAUGUCUAGCAUUUUGCCUUUUUUGAUUAUGAUUUCGCAGUAUUUUGAGUCUCUUAUUCUCGGUAUCGGUUUUUCUUGCCAUUUAUGCUUUAGUUUGCUUUACAAGUUGUGGUUUUAACGAGGAUAUCUCAUCAAAUCAGCUAGAUCUGCGGUUGAAUAUCUUAUAGUCAUUUUCCAGUGCCUUAUCUUCCAUUCUGCCGUAAUUGUUGACAGUUUGAAUGAAUAUUUGGAAUGAUUU
Messenger RNA from Cylicocyclus nassatus, 2309 nucleotides. The record is from the annotation of a GenBank genome assembly. Lineage: Eukaryota; Metazoa; Nematoda; Chromadorea; Rhabditida; Strongylidae.